Messenger RNA from Cladocopium goreaui, 906 nucleotides. Lineage: Eukaryota; Dinophyceae; Suessiales; Symbiodiniaceae. The record is from the annotation of a GenBank genome assembly.
AUGGACGUGAGCCUUCCCUUGCCCUGGCGAUGUCUUCCCCACGUUGGGGCGGUUGGGGUCUGCCCAAGCCGUCCGCGCACCAGCCGUUGGGCAUACAGCGGGGACUGGCAGCGGCAGGCCACCACCGUGAGCGGCACAUUGGCGGCGCUGCUGCAGAGCCUGCGACGUGCCACGUUGGGCGAGCGGCAACGGCGGCUGCGCAGCGCCACCUUGGUGCAGCUGCGGAUCAUCUCCACCGGGCUGCGGCUGAGGAUGUCCGACUCCAGACCUGUCCUGGUGCAGAGAAUUGAGGAUGCCUUGGCAGAAGAUGAUCGGAGGGCACAGCAACCGCUGGGGCACGCGAUCCUCAACCGACCAUUUCCUGAGAAAAAGAGCCGGAAGUUCCAGAGGAUGAUCGCUGAGAGGCUCAAGGCUGUAGAGCUGAAAAGCUUUUGUCGUUUGCUGCGUCUCAGCACAGCCGGCCGGAAGGCGCACCUGGCGAGUGAGAUCACCAGCGAGUUGUUGGAGCGGCAUCAUCUUCCAGGUGGCCUUCCGACCAAUGAGGACGGUCAAGGUGCCACGUCAUCAGCGGAAGGUGUGGUGGAAGCCCGCCAAAGUACUGCGGAGAGCUUGGAGGAGGAUGUUUUCACUCAGAGCCGAACGGAGACUGCGGAGACUGCGGAGACUGCUACUGUUUUAAUACCAACAGUCUUGGCCAACGAUGAUGAGAGACGGUGCAUUCAAAAGGAAGAGAGAAGACUACAGCGCAGGCAACGACUAGCGCAAAUUCUUGCAGAGGAGCUUUCCUCAGUGGCAAAAGCCUGAAGCACUUGGAGUCUCAGUUUGCAUCAAAUUCAGGGGCAAGCCCCUGCAGAGAUUUGUGGUCGCACAUCUGCAUCAUGCAAUGGCGUUUUCAGCUGAAUCUCU